CCGCACGCACCCACCCAAUCAGAGCCCACCACCGUCCACCUCCUUCCUCCUCCACCGCCACCGCCACCGCCUCCCUCUCUCUCUCUCUAGAAUAUCUUAUGCUCUCGGCGAGCAUACUCGAGCUUACGACAGCCAUCGCUUCUCUUCUCUUCUCAGUCUUCUCGGCGUCGGUGAUCAGAGCUUCAGCUCAGCGAGGUUGAUGCAUAGGUGAAAUUGAUGACAGGUCUUCGGCGGGCUGGGUGAUUCAUGUCGAAUUUGGAUGGUUUAAAUGCGUGAUUCCGUGAAGCUUCUCUAGGUUGUCAGCGAUGAACUUCGAGUUCCUCAAUAACAUCCCGUGGUUUAGGGCCCAGCCAAACAACAAUGCUGGGUCGAACUUUGGUUCAACCACGCUUGUCAUUGAGCAGCCCGUUCGGAAGUCUCGGUUUGAUAUCAGACUGUGGGGAUGGUCCGUCCUGUCUGUUGUUCCGUGGGCUGUUCGAGGCAGAGAGAGGAUACGUGCACCGACCACUAUAAAUCGGCGGUUGAAGAGGAAAGCUGAUUCUCGUGGGGCUGUUCAGAGAAGCACCAGUACCACCCCCCUGCGGUUCAGGCCGUAUGUUUCUAAGGUUCCGUGGCACACUGGAGUGAGAGGUUUCCUCUCUCAGCUGUUCCCGCGGUAUGGCCAUUACUGUGGCCCCAAUUGGUCGAGUGGGAAGAACGGUGGGUCUCCUAUUUGGGACCAGAGGCCAAUAGAUUGGUUGGAUUAUUGCUGCUACUGCCAUGAUAUUGGGUAUGACACUCACGACCAGGCGAAGCUUUUAGAAGCGGAUUUAGCAUUUCUGGAGUGCUUAGAGAGGCCGAAUUUUGCAACAAAGGGAGAUGCCCAUGUCGCCCAUAUUUACAAGACAAUGUGUAUUACAGGUCUCAGGAAUCUUUUGAUACCUUAUCGGAUGCAGCUGCUGAAAUUAAGCUCCAGGCAAUGGCCUCUGAUCGAUUUUGGGUGGCUUAGCAAUGUGAGAUGGAAGGGCUGGAGUGCUCAGAAAACGUGAUGAGAGCAGAGAUUUGGCUUUAAUUGAAACUCCUCUAAUACGAACUGACCAAAUACGGUUCACCGCUGCUUUGGAAAGGAUCAUUGUCCUCUGAUUUCCAAUGCUCUUUCUGGCUUAUAUCCAGGCCGAACCUCCUGGAGAGUCGGAGUCCGUACUCAUGCUCGAAAUGCUGUAAUUUGUUUUGAGCUUAUCUGGUUGCCUCGAAAAAUGCAUAUAUAUUGUAAAUAACUCCUGUUAAAUAGGCUGUAUCAACAACUGUAUUUUCUAAUCAUAUAUGGUUAAUGUUAGCUAGUGAGUCAUAAUAUGCUUUAUCUCGAAA
Messenger RNA from Punica granatum (pomegranate), 1347 nucleotides. The record is from RefSeq and is a predicted model, not a curated record. NCBI's taxonomy places the organism in Eukaryota, Viridiplantae, Streptophyta, Magnoliopsida, Myrtales, Lythraceae.